GGCCGUCUCCUUAACACAGAACACCAUGCCUUCAAUUAAGUUGCAGAGUUCUGGUGAAGAGAUAUUUGAAGUUGAUGUGGAAAUUGUCAAACAAUCUGUGACUAUCAAGACCAUGUUGGAAGAUUUGGGAAUGAAUGAUAAAGGAGAUCAUGACCCAGUUCCUCUACCAAAUGUUAAUGCAGCAAUAUUAAAAAAGGUCAUUCAGUGGUGCACCCACCACGAGGAUGACCCUCCUCCUCCCAAAGUUGAUGAAAACAAAGAAAAGCAAACAGACAAUAUCCCUGUUUGGUACCGAGAAUUCCCGAAAGUUGACCAAGGAACACUUUUUGAACUCAUUCUGGCUGCAAACUACUUAGACAUCAAAGGUUUGCUUGAUGUUACAUGCAAGACUGUUGCCAAUAUGGUCAAGAGGAAAACUCCUGAGGAGAUUCACAAGAUCUUCAAUUUAAAAAAUGACUUUACUGAAGAGCGGGAAGCCCAGGUACGCCAAGAGAACCAGCGGUGUGAAGAGAAGUGAAAUGUUAUGCCUGACACUGUAACACUGUAAGGAUUGUUCCAAAUACUAGUUGCACUGCUCUGUUUACAGUUGUUAAUAUUA
Pongo pygmaeus (Bornean orangutan) is the source of this 598-nucleotide messenger RNA. Its product is annotated as S-phase kinase-associated protein 1-like. The coding region runs from base 26 to 517 and encodes 163 amino acids. Gene Ontology annotation, biological process: ubiquitin-dependent protein catabolic process. The record is from RefSeq and is a predicted model, not a curated record. Lineage: Eukaryota; Metazoa; Chordata; Mammalia; Primates; Hominidae. The transcript is spliced from 2 exons.